AUGCUUCGUAACUUCAGAGGUAGUGCAAAGCGUCUUAAUGUCAGACUGUUGGCCACUGCUGCCGAUGCUGCUGCCAACCCUAACCGUGUCCAUGGUGGCUUGAAGGACCAGGACCGUAUUUUCCAGAACGUCUAUGGUAACUACGGCCACGAUUUGAAGUCUUCCAUGAAGAUGGGUGACUGGUACAAAACGAAAGAGAUUAUCUUGAAAGGUGACAAGUGGAUCUUGGACGAGAUUAAGAAGUCCGGUCUUAGAGGAAGAGGAGGCGCUGGUUUCCCCUCUGGUCUCAAAUGGUCUUUCAUGAACCCUCCAGGAUGGGAGAAGAACGUUGGUCCUAGAUACUUGGUUGUCAACGCCGAUGAAGGUGAGCCAGGUACCUGUAAGGAUCGUGAAAUCAUCAGAAAAGACCCACACAAAUUGGUUGAGGGAUGUCUCUUAGCCGGUAGAGGUAUGAACGCUACCGCUGCCUACAUUUAUAUUAGAGGUGAAUUCUACAACGAAACUGUCAUCUUGCAAAAUGCCAUCAACGAGGCCUACAAGAACGGUUUGAUUGGUAAGAACGCCUGUGGAUCUGGUUACGACUUUGACAUCUACAUCCACAGAGGUAUGGGUGCCUACAUUUGUGGUGAAGAAACCGCCUUGAUUGAAUCCAUCGAAGGUAAGGCUGGUAAGCCAAGAUUGAAGCCACCAUUCCCAGCUGGUAUUGGUUUGUUCGGUAGACCAUCUACUGUCACCAACGUCGAGACCGUGGCCGUCGCUCCAAGUAUCUUGAGAAGAGGUGGUGACUGGUUUGCUUCUUUCGGUCGUGAGAGAAACUCCGGUACCAAGUUGUUCUGUAUCUCUGGUCAUGUCAACGAGCCAUGUACCGUUGAGGAGGAAAUGUCUAUCUCUUUGAAGGAAUUGUUGGAGAAGCAUUGUGGAGGUGUCAAGGGUGGUUGGGACAACUUGUUGGGUGUUAUCCCUGGUGGAUGUUCCGUUCCAAUCAUGCCUAAGGAAACCUGUGACAAUGUCUUGAUGGACUACGAUGCUUUGAGAGAUGUCGGUUCUGGUUUGGGUACUGCCGCCGUUAUUGUCAUGAACAAGCAGACCGAUAUCAUCAGAGCUAUUCAAAGAUUCGCAGCAUUCUACAAGCACGAGUCUUGUGGUCAGUGUACUCCUUGUAGAGAGGGUACCACUUGGUUGCAAAAGAUGAUGGACAGAUUUGUCUCUGGCCAGGCUACUGUCAAAGAGAUUGAUGAAAUCUUUGAGCUCACUAAGGAAAUCGAAGGUCACACCAUUUGUGCCUUGGGUGAUGCCGCUGCAUGGCCUAUCCAGGGUUUGAUCAAGAGUUUCAGACCAGUCAUGGAGGAAAGAAUUGCUCAGUACCACGAGAAGCACAAUGUUGAACUCGGUGGAUGGGUGCCAUCCGGUAAAGUCAUUGACGGUAAAGUCAUUGAGAACCCUCUUCCUGCUCACCACUAA
Molecule: messenger RNA, 1461 nt
Organism: Candidozyma haemuli
Lineage: Eukaryota; Fungi; Ascomycota; Pichiomycetes; Serinales; Metschnikowiaceae
Gene: NDH51
Product: Ndh51p
Exons: 1
Coding region: 1-1461 (486 amino acids)
Molecular function (GO): NADH dehydrogenase (ubiquinone) activity; FMN binding; 4 iron, 4 sulfur cluster binding
Source: RefSeq, a predicted model, not a curated record